Molecule: messenger RNA, 885 nt
Organism: Trichoderma breve
Lineage: Eukaryota; Fungi; Ascomycota; Sordariomycetes; Hypocreales; Hypocreaceae
Exons: 1
Coding region: 1-885 (294 amino acids)
Source: RefSeq, a predicted model, not a curated record
AUGGAGAAGGGGAAAGAGAACGGCGUAACAAACAAAUUACUAUCUGAAAUCAUCAACCAGAUGAAAGAACACAACGAGCUGUUGAACAACAUUCAAAGCCAACUAAAGACUUACCGGCGACCGGACAUAUUUGGGCAGCUUGCUGCGUUCUCGACCUCCGCCGCAGCCGUCUAUCAGAUUAAAAGACUAGCAGACGAGGUCGAGCGUUGCGCCGGCUUUCUAAAGGGCAUCGAGCAGAAUCUAAGCUCACACCAUAUCCGCGGCGAACACUUUCCGCAACAUGUCCAUUCAUAUGUACGGUUAUUGAUUGAGAAACACGCUUCGGAUGCCGUUCCCCACUAUUUUACCGUGUUCAACAACAGCGAUCUGUGGCAUCCCAAGUUUGCCGACAUCCAGCGCGGAGAUCCCUUCGGCCCAUCAUAUCUGGGGCAUAAAACGGAUCUCGAUGAACUAUGCGCAUUCUUGGCAGAAGAAGUACGCCCUAGAGUUGAACAAAGUGCUGUUUUGCAUAUUUUAAUGCCUACAGUCGGUCCUCUAUCUCUUGAAGAGGCAGUCAAGUUUCCAGAAGCCAUGCGCCCAUUCAAGAUUGACGGACAAAUCGGCGAUGGGGGAACGAAAUUUGUAUACAUCUGUACCCCGGAAGCGCAAGACCAAGAAUACCUGAGCGGAGUCGGAGUUCUCAGGCAGAGGGAGAUUUGGAAGAUGCAGGGAGGGAUAGGGAUCCCUUUGACACCGCUGCAGACGUCUUUUCAUCAAUAUUUCGUCGAUCCCAAGUACAAGGUUGGGACUGAGGUGGGGUUGCUACUCGCCGGUGGGAUAUACUAUUGUCUUGGACUCGAGCCUCCAAGAACACUGGGUCAGCCGACAGCACGGCCGUGGUCGUGA